AACAACACACCUGCCAGCGCUAUGGGUAAUCAGGAGUCCUCCUGUUGCGGCUGCUGCCGCCGCAUCCGCGCCCAGUUCUAUCGCUUGGAGGGCGAAGUUUUGGCGUCGGAUCCGCCGGACUUCGAGAGCGCCAGGUAUUGGUUGGCACAUCCACUGCACCAUCCCAGGAGAGUGGAUGAGUGUCUUCCCAAGAUCGCCUACCUCAUUCAAGCUGAUGGCAGCAUGCAGCAGGAAGACCUGAAGGAAAGUGAUCCUCAGACCCUGGAAGCGCCAGCAGAUCUCUUUUAUUUGCAUGGGACCAUGGAAGGCUUUGGAAAUCGAGCAUCCAUCAACCGCUACGAUCAGGAGGCCUGGAUUGGCUUCAAUACUCGCCAUCAGAUGACGGCGUGUACGGCGUUCACUUCGGCAUGUCGAGCCUUUGCUCCUCUCUACCGCCAGGCCGGCAUGGGCGGGAGUUGGGACUUGGCGUUUCAAGACAUCCUCAGUGCCUUCGAGCACUUUCUGUCGGAAAGCGGUGACCGGCCCAUUCUGUUGGCUGGACAUUCGCAAGGAUCCAUCCACAUUCAGCGCUUGGUCAGCGAACGCAUUGCUCCUGAUGCUGCGGUAAUGAAGCGACUGGUGGCGGUGCAUGCGCCAGGAAUGGGUAAUUGGAUUGACCCAUCACCGCUGCCGCUGGAUACGGCAGCAGCCAGCACUGCCAGCACUGCCAGCACUCUCGAGCCUUCUGUGGCAAUUUGGGCAGCUGCCACACCUCAGGCAGAUCGGAAAUGGACACUGAUAGGCUUUAUGUCCGGCGGCAAAGGUUUCGUCGACUUCGCCAACCCCUCUGGCUGGUCACCUGGCGCCUGUGGUGCCUUAUUGCCCGAGGACGACAGCAAGUUGCCCGUGCUCUUCAGGAACUUCGUAGAGAGUGCAGAAGUCGCAGAUGGACUGCUACGUGUGCGUCACCAUCCGGCCAUGGAAGACAAGAUGCAAAAGUUACACAGCGGUCACCAGGACUUGCACCCCUACGACAUCCAUCUCUUUUGGGCGGACGUGCGUGAGCGCGUCAAGCAGCAGGUCACAUCCUUCCUGUCACGAUCGAAGUGAGUGGAGGGAUCCUGCACUGAAACGCACAAGGUGCCACGUGAAUGUCAUGUGUCCAUUUCGCCACUCGAGUUGUACAGAAAACGCAAUUGACUGAACAGGCAAAGUUCAAGAGCUCAAAGUGGCACUCAACUGCUCC
Cladocopium goreaui is the source of this 1225-nucleotide messenger RNA. Lineage: Eukaryota; Dinophyceae; Suessiales; Symbiodiniaceae. The record is from the annotation of a GenBank genome assembly.